Messenger RNA from Paramuricea clavata, 6846 nucleotides. The record is from the annotation of a GenBank genome assembly. NCBI's taxonomy places the organism in Eukaryota, Metazoa, Cnidaria, Anthozoa, Malacalcyonacea, Plexauridae.
GAUACAUUGGCUAAGCAUGAUCGUUUUACAGAAUGUUGCACGGCAACCGCGCAUAAAUCGAGACCAUAUUCAUUAGAUAAACUGCAUGAAAAAGAUAAACAGCAAUUAUGUGCAGCAAAAGUUGUUCAAAAAUCUCAAGACGCGUGUAGCAUUAUGUAAUGAAUCAAUGCGGUUCAACCUCAGAAGGCAACUUAGAAAGCAUUUAAUUUGGAAUAAACGCCGCUAGUUAUUAUAUCGUCAGACAGUCACAGUACAAUCUAUUUAUAUUAACUUUAGGUGGCGACCACUCAAUAUUAUUCACGCGCUACUCUGCUGCAGCUUAUAUAUGCAAAUAUCAGUGUGUUUAUACACGGCCAUUCUGGGCGAUAAUAGUGUGCGGGACGACAUCUAACACUGUCCGCAAAAACGUCGCUUUUGUCGCCUUAAAAAAACGUGGGUGCGUCUGGAAUCGUUUGAAACGACGGCGAAAAAAAAGGUUUGUGGUUACGUGUCCUGAUUAGACAUCGCAAUUUUAUAUAAUUUAGCGUGAUUCACCAUACGCUGGCGAGAUGGGCAAGAAACAAAGUAAAAUGGAUCCCCAUCAACUCAUACAUCUCCUAAAUCGCACGAAAUUUGAAGAACAGGAACUGGAGAAAUGGUAUCAAAAAUUUAUAAAAGAAUAUCCUGACGGAUUUAUUUCCAAGCCGCAAUUUGAAAACAUGUAUCAGAGUUUCUUCCCGAAAGGCGAUGCGAGGGAAUUUGCUGAUCAUAUAUUCCGUACAUUUGAUGGGAAUUCGGACGGCAAAAUCGGUAAGCUUAUAGAAACUACUACUUUAGAUCUGAGUGCAGAAACACCAAAAUACUGCACUGGCAGCAAAAGCUGAUUCAAUUUAUUUUACGAGUAGAAACGUCCAUAUCAAAGACAUGUCUGAUUAACAUAAAUUGAAAUCAGCUUUGCCUUUGUUGCAAGUCUGUCAAGAGUUUUUUGACGCUCGGUUUGCUUCACUUUUACUGUUUAGUGUGUUAUUAGAUUUAUAGUCUGAUUUCACAAGUUACUGGUUUCCUAUUCUCAAAUCCUCCAAAUUUAUAUAGUGCAUGGCAUAUACAUAUAGUGUUGUGCGAUUCUUAUGAAUUGAAUUGGUUGGCCUAGCAACCUUAACACUAAUGAGAAGAAAGCAAAGUAUAUUUAAUUUCAGUAUUAAAAGUCUUUUUUGAAAGACAAAAAAUGUUGUGAGCCAUAUACCGACUAAACUAUAAUUUAUAUUGUCUGCAUUAAAAAGCGAGAGGUACAAGUUAAAACAAUGGAAAACCUGGCAACAAAAAUAUCAUUCGGAUAAAUAAUAUAACUAUAAGGAUUAUAGCAUAAAUUCAUAUAUCUAAACACAACAGAGUGAACACAAAAUUCCUCAGGCUCAGUUUCUAAUCUUUCUCAGUUCGAAAUUUUGUUUUGUUUAAUUCGACGAUUUCUUCAUUGUUUCAUGUGAUAAUUUGCUAUAGUUAUUUCAUAUACGGCGUCAAAACUGAUGCAUGCUGAGUCCAAAGGAAAGCUGCUUCCUGCGAAUUUAAUUGAUUAGUGUUUUGGAGUGAGACCGAAAAAUAUUAUAAGGCCACAGCCUCAAAUCAAUAAUUUCUUUGUAGAUUUGCGUGGCGACAGAAGCAAUUACAGCGAUUACUUAUUUCGCAAACCUUUCGAUCCGUAGUGUAAGUCCGGAUCUUCAUAAUUUGAACUGAUGAUGAUCCAUGAACCAUGAUCGGGCUUACGAGUUACGGAUCCAAAACGUUGCGAAUGAAUAGAUUAACGACUGUCAAGGUUUCCUAAAUUCUAAAAUUAUAAAAUAAUAAAUUAAUAAAAAGAAAUUCCAUUUUGCCUCACAAGUUUACUGGCUAAGACAAUGAUACAAAUAUAAAAAUUUUAUUGAAACAUUUCAUUGAAUUUCAUGUCCUCGGAAUAUGUUGAACCAUCUCAAGUGUUCAUCUCCACGCUGAUCUAGCUGAGUUAAUUAGUCUUUGAAGGGGGCCCCCCUUUGAAUAUCGCAGACAACUGGCAGUAAGAUUUUUUGGAAGCCGACCUCAGGUCCGAAAUUGGUGUUUCAUCGUUUGUCAGCUCUCCGUUAAUUAAGAUGUUUUCUUAUCUGCCUGUCAGUCAAAUUACGCGGGCAAAGUCAGUUAGCCCCAUUUAGACCCUUAUGUGGCUUCAAUAACUUUACAACCAAUCAUGCAUGCUGAAAGAGCGGCACAGUUGACGGUCUGCAAAGAGCAUAUGGUUCCGUGUAAAUAAGAAGCAGCGACUAAUUCGUCGUCUGAAACAUCGAGAAAGGAAUAAAAUACACCGACAAAUGCAAACAUCGUGAAUGUUUGAUCAGUUUGCAAAAACCCAGCCGUAUUAAAAGAGUAAGGGGGAGUUAUUCCAAGGUUAGUGGGAUGGAAAAACAAACUUAAUUUGUCUGCCGGCCACGCGACUGAUUUUAUGAUUUAACAGAUUUAUUUAUGAGAUUAUGGGAAAUAUCAUUCAGAUUAGGAAACAGGCUGUUUGACUGUUUCCGUUCUUCCCGAAACUGGAUCCACCAUGCUUAGCCGUUUUUCUCUUCGUAAAUAUAUCACUUUAAAUCUGAUGCGUGAUAAGUCUCAAUAAUGUCAAUAAAACAAUAUAGCUGUAUAUUCAAAUAUCAAAAUUUAUUGAAUCUUAUUGAAAGCCUUUCCCACUUUUUAAAUUUAAAAACAACAUGUUCUCUAUGCAGAUGUAUCUCAUGAUAUUCUCAUCAACUCAUGAUGGCUUCAUACUAUUUCCUGAUAAUAUUUCGGUUCGGAAUGCUACAUGAUAUAUUCCUUUCGUCUGAUUUUUUAUAACAUUGUCUUUAUUUAUAACAAGCUUUCAUUGAUAGGGGUGCAACAAUUUAUACAAAGCGAAAUUCGACAUUUCGAGGAAAGGUCCUUCGGCUUCGUCGGGAAAUUAGUAUAAACCGAAUGUAUGUUCUACCAACUGCAAUGCAUGUUUGAACUCAUAAAUUGUGAUGAAACAACUUAUCUAUUCAACCAGCACAUUAUACGUCAUUAGCGUAUUGCGUAUAUCUGUGGUAGGAAUUGUAAAUUGUUAUAUUCCCUAGCUUUCAUAUCACUAUGGUUUGAGAUUUCAGUACAAUUUCCGUUCUGUCACCUUCACGAUGUGAUCGCAAAGGUUGCAAAGGUCGCAACAAUCGUCGACAUGACCGCCAUUAAAUCUUCCUGGACUAUAUAGAUUAUAGAGUCACUUAAAAUUGGUGACAUAAAAAUUUCUCAGUAGUGAAUAAUUUUGACUGAGAAAUUACAGGGGAUUAUGUAAGCAUGUCACACACUUACCAUCCUCGUUCCCAGGGCUUCGCAGGCAGCCGAGAAGCCCAGCCUAGUCCCUAGGCCUCUUCACUUACACAUUCUCGUACCCAGAGCCCUUCCUACGUGCGGUGCGACGAGGGGCUCUGGCCAAAUCCAUAACCGAAUAUCGUAAACCUCCGACUAUAAGCCCUGGGCUUACUAUAUACUGUUUCGUAAACGUUUUUUGAUGGGCUUAUACAAGGGGGGGCUUAUAUACGGGGGGCUAAUACAUGGACGUGUUAGUAAUAAACAAGUCAGACAUAAACAAGUCAGUCAUAAACAGGAAAAUAAACAUGUAUUAAUAAUGCGCUUUGAUUACCAUAGUCGGCAAUAAAGACAAUGACAAUGUUUUUAAAUAUCGUUCUCCGCUAUAUUAAAAGACAAUAUCAAUGUUGAAUAACGUAGUGGGCUACUGGGCUUAUAUUCGGGGGACUUAUAUUUGGGGGCUUAUAUUCGGGGAUUAUAUUCGGGGGCUUAUAUUUGGAAUGAGGUGAGGGUUAUUAUAUGUGGUGGGCUUAUAUUCGGGGGGGGGGCUUGUAUUCGGGGGAGGGGGACUUAUAGUCGGAGGUUUACGGUACCAUAAAAACAUGGCAAUAGAAUAUAUCCGGUAUUAGAACAAUAACGUUCGUUGUAGCCAAUCAGAUGCCAGUUUGAUAUGGAUUUGGCCAGAGCCCCUCGUCGCGCUCCGUUGACCGCGCGUAAGAAGGGCUCUGACCUCUGGGUACGAGAAUGCACACUUACAGUAACACCAACCCAUAGUAGAGUUCACUGCACCAACCUCGUUCCCAGGCUCUUUCCUUGACAUGAUCGUACCAGCCUAGUCCCUAGGCCUCUUAGUAUGCCUAUUACGCGUUUCUGCAUAUUAAUGAGGUGACGGCUCGGUGACGUCACGGACUGAAUCAAAUGCGUGCACAGAGGACUAGGGACUAAUCUGUGAUCGUACUUAUACGAGUAACGGAUACGCUUAUACCGCGUUAACGUAUAAAUCAAGCUUCAAGACAAAAAAUAUGUUGUGCUUACUCUAUGUCUAAAUGAUAGUGUUUGCGAGAAAAUAUUUUGGCAAUUUUGAAACCAAACAGUUUAACACAGAUCAUGUAUGUUCGAUUUUCAAUUAUUUGUUUACAAAAAAUAUUUAUAUACAAUGUCAAUGACUUACAAAAAUCACAUGAAAAUAACAAACAACUUCGUCCUCAGGAAAACAAUUGACGGCUAGAAACUAAGACAGGAUUUCGACAUUAGUCAUUAUAUUCAAGAUAAAAUGGUUUCAAAUUGUUAGUCUGUACGCAUGUGUUUGCAUUUGCUUAAGACAGUCAACUAGAUUGUACUUAAAUAUUAAGAUUAAUUUUGUUGAAGUACGAAUCAGUACCGCCAUGACCGCUGCAGCCACCUCAUUGACGGAAAGCACAUUGGGUGCGCUGUCGUUUCGUAAAAUUUUCCUGACACAAUAUUAAAACGGUACGUCUGGUACAAUUAGUGAUACAUUUCUAAUUUUAAAAUUUGGUUUACCUCAGAUUUAGAAAAAAAUAUCGUAGAAUGGCAAGUGCUCAGUAGGGUUCAUUGUUUGAAAAGGUUCCGACAGCAAGAAAAUAUAAUGAGCGCCUGCUGAAUGUCUUGGAAUAUUAGAACUUUGUAAUACUCUUGGCGAGAACAAGAAAAAACAAUAUUAAACCAAUUUUUGAAAUUAUUAAUUAUGACGAUCGAAAUUUUACUGUGACUGAUCAUUAAAACAUGAAAUUUCAAAAUGUGAUUCAACGGUGUCGGGAAUACUGUAAGGCUUAAUGUUCAGCCGAACCUGACACUCAUGACAUAUAGUUCUUAGUUUUAGUAUGAAUCGAUCUCUCUCUGGUUUUUUAGUUGGCAUAGCCUACUAUUGACAUUAUACUUUACAUAUGACACAUGCAAUUUGACUGACAGUGACAGCUGUUUAACUGCAUGAAUUAUCAAAAUUAAUCAUAUUACGCCAAUUCUCACAACAGCAUGGCCAUGGGCAUAUAGUUAAUUUAGAAGAACAUAAAUGCAACUCUGAUCCGGUUUAUACCAUAUGCAGGGUCUCGUCCGAAUCCUUAUUAUUUCAGUAAAAUUUACAAUUUUCUCAGACACAAAUUUUGGAAAUUUGGAAAACCUACACAGCGUCGUCUGCGGAGGAGGCUAAGAUCUUGAUAUCUUCUUCAAUGUCCUCUGUAUCCUGUCAUGUCCAUGCAGCUUCACAAUGUCCUUCCUUUCUUUUUGAUUAUUAUUCGUUCUAUAUCAUCUUAGCCUUCCUUCCCUCACCGUCUCUGCAAUGUCUACCAUUCCACAUCUUCUUCAGUCGGAUCUCUUCACUCCUCACUUGUCCUUUCAAGCGCGACCCUUAGCAUCCAUUUCAAUGUUUAACCGUUCUUCUUUAUUCCGCGAUAUCAGCUCCGUAAAGCGGAACCGACCUCAGUACUUUGUUGAUUUUGCAUAAAAACGUUCUUGGAAAUUUCCUGUCACAGAUAGGCUGCACGGUCAAACUAGUUGUAUAAUUAAGAUAUCAGACUCUCAAAUUAUUAUUUUUUCGGCUUAUAGAUACUAAAAUAUAUAUAUAUUUAUAUCCUCUUGGUUUUUCAUAGACUUCAGAGAAUUCAUGGUUUCACUAUCAGUGACAACACGCGGAUCAGCGGAUCAGAAGCUGGAAUGGGCUUUCAAAGUCUAUGAUGUUGAUGGCAAUGGUUUCAUUACAAGGAAAGAAAUGCAAUUGAUCGUACAUUCCGUAGAAAAAGUACUGAAUCAGAACAGUAAAGCUUAUGACGUGUCUGAUAAAAGAACAGAUAGGAUUUUUAGAAAUUUUGACAAGAAUCAAGAUGGUGUUUUGUCUUUGAAUGAAUUUUCUGAAGCUGCAAAACAGGAUCCGACACUUUCUCUCAUGUUGAAUGAAGCGAAAUCUGGAGCGGGAAAGAUGUAUUAAUGGGUACUUUUGCUUAUUGCUCUUCGAAAAAAUUCCCGAGAUUAUUCAAAAGCAUUAAACAAUUAUUUACUGUGUUUGUUAUAUUUGAGUCGGUGUUUAAGCGCUUGGAAGGAUAAUGACGUGUGGUCCUGAGUUGAUACAGAAACACAAGUGUCGCCCAGCAAUAUCUCGGUAGGCAGAGCGUUUAUUUUAUUUCAAAAUCGUGUUUGGAACAUUGACAAUUCUGUAUUUAGUAACUAAAGUGAGGAGACUGGAACCAAGCGUUUCAAAGUCACAAAAUCAAGAAUUAAAUUUCACCUCUAGCAAGAUCAUCUCAAAUUCGUAGGUUUACAAGCCUCAGUCACAUUUGAAGCCAUUGAACAGAUGUGAAUUAUGCAAAUUUAAACAUAUAAUAUAUGUAUGGGGUUUGGGGAGGGGGGCGUUUGGGUUGAGUACGCAUGUAUAUUAUCUUACUAUCAGUAAAUUGUAUUACCUUUUGUUAAAGGGUAUUGGCAACAAAAAUUGCUUCAUCUAUCUUAUUGCUUCAUCUGAAAGAGCAUGAAAAAAUAAGCCGAUUGGCCGUUUAAUGCUCUAUUCUAUCUCAUCUAGUUCCG